Molecule: messenger RNA, 2776 nt
Organism: Arvicola amphibius (Eurasian water vole)
Lineage: Eukaryota; Metazoa; Chordata; Mammalia; Rodentia; Cricetidae
Gene: Pus10
Product: pseudouridine synthase 10
Exons: 18
Coding region: 1028-2602 (524 amino acids)
Biological process (GO): tRNA pseudouridine synthesis
Molecular function (GO): pseudouridine synthase activity; RNA binding
Source: RefSeq, a predicted model, not a curated record
CAGGCCAGGCGGACGUCGCGCUCGGCCACGGACCCAAGCUCGAAGCUUUGAAGCUGGUCAGGCUGCCGCGUCCCCCAGGUGCCGCAAAUAAAAAGCCUCCGCUUUUCUUUCCAGCACCGGCACCCGACAGGACACCCCGGGGGGGAGACCUCGCGGCUGCACCGCCAGCAAAUGUCAGACUGGGAGACCCCGGGGUGCUCGCCCGGGACCGGCGGCGAGAGAGCGAUGCCUCCCCCAAUAACGGCUUCAACCGCCUCCUGCCAGGUCCCCGCCCUGGCCGCAAAACUCGCGUCCCAAAGGUUUCACACUCACUGGAAAGUGGGACCGGGGCCCGCACCCGGGCCCGAGCCGGCCCCGGGAAUUCGGCGGGCCUCCCAGGGUUUCGGGGGCGGCGGCGGCUGAGACGCCAUCUCUCCGCCUGCUCCGCUACGGCUCUGGGCCGCGACUGCGACGGCUAGAAGAAGGAGCGCCUUGCUUGCCAGGCACUACGGGCAGAGCGCCGAGCCCUCUACCCCGCCCACACCUGACGUCAGGCCGAGGCUUGUGGUCGGCUUAAACCUGAGAGAUGAUGCAGGGCGGGACAUCUAAUUCACGGGGACUGGCGUGGGAGGAGGGGCGGAACUUUCCUUUUUUAUUUUUUCCCUAGAUUGGGCUUCAAAUUUGAGUAGGGGCUCAUCGACAUUUCCGGCAGCAGCUAAUAUGCCCUAGACGCCGAGUCCCACGGAGGCUUCUUUGCGGGUCGACCCCGAAGGGCUAGCAGGGAAGCCCUUUGCGGGCUUGCGUUCGCGGGGCUACCCAGAGUCCAAGAUUGCAAGCCCCGCAGCCUUACAGAUCUCCCUGUAAGCAAGAGGGGGCCUUCACGUCCUCCUUUCGUGAAAGGCCUGGUACUUUUCUUCUAAAGCUCUCGUUUCCUUGGGGAACAGAACUGUUAGGCGCCGCAGGUGCGCUGUCUUUAGUCUUCCCGGAUCCCACCUCCGACCAAAGGGUCUUGGCUCCAGCAGCUUGGCAGAAGUUAGAAUUAUUCAGCAUGUUUCCACUGACUGAGGAAAACAAGCAUGUGGCCCAGAUGUUGCUCAGUUCUGGUACCUGUCCCAGAUGUAUCUUCAGAUUCUGUGGUGUGGAUCUUCAUGCACCUUACAAACGCCCAUCCAAGGAGUUGUUCAAUGAUCUACAAAAAUUUCUUGAAACUGAAAAAAUUUUGGAAGUUCCAAACCCACCAUUGAAGAAAAUUCGUCUUCAAGAAGAUGGGGCGGAUAAUUUGAGUGGAAAUGGACAGGAGGGGAUCUCUGCCACGGAAGAUGAAAGCAUUGCUUCUGAGCCUUCAAACUCGAGUGUGUGCAAUGUUUGCUUAGGAGUUCUUCAAGAAUUCUGUGAGAAAGAGUUUAUUACGAAGGUGUGCCAAAAGGUUGAGGCCUCUGGGUUUGAACACACCAGUGUGGUUUUAUCGGUUUCCUUCCCACCACAGCUGUCUGUGAGAGAGCAUGCUGCAUGGUUGCUGGUAAAACAGGAAAUGGGAAAGCGCAAUCUGUCUCUGGGAAGAAGUGAUGCAAUCCAGCUGAAAGAAGCGUACAAAUGGAUCACUCACCCCCUGUUCUCAGAGCGACUGGGUGUUCCCGUCGAUGGAAAGAGCUUGUUUGAAGUGAGUGUGGUCUUUGCUCAUCCAGAAACAGAUGAAGAUUGCCGCUUCCUAGGUGAAGUUUGCCCAGAUUGUUUCAAACCAGCCAAAAACAAACAGUCAGUGUUCACCAGAAUGGCGGUUUUAAAAGCUUUGAAUAAGAUAAAAGAAGAAGAUUUCCUCACGCAGUUUCCUUGUCCUCCAGACUCACCGAAGACUGUGUGCACUGUCCUGGAAAUCGAAUGCACUCACGGUGCCGUUUUUGUUGCUGGCAGAUAUAAUAAAUACUCCAGGAAUCUACCACAAACUCCUUGGAUAAUUGAUGGAGAAAGGAAAAUGGAAUCUUCGGUGGAGGAAUUAAUUUCAGAUCAUCUCUUGGCUGUAUUCAAAGCAGAGAGUUUUAAUUUCUCAUCCUCUGGAAGGGAAGACGUAGACGUGAGAACGUUAGGGAAAGGAAGGCCGUUUGCAGUGGAGCUGCUGAAUCCUCACAGGGUUCAUUUUACUUCUCAAGAAGUUAAGGAGCUCCAGCAGAAGAUUAAUAAGGCAUCUGACAAAAUCCAAGUACGUGAUUUGCAGCUUGUAACCAGAGAGGCCAUCGGGUAUAUGAAGGAAGGUGAAGAAGGGAAGACCAAGACCUACAGCGCCUUGAUCUGGACGAAUAAAGCCAUACAGAAGAGCGACAUUGGGUUCCUAAAUGACCUCAAGGACUUAAAGAUUGACCAGAAAACUCCUCUCCGGGUCCUCCACCGGAGGCCUUUGGCUGUGAGAACUCGGGCCAUUCACUCCAUGGAGACGCACUACGUGGACGAGCAUCAUUUCCGUCUGUAUUUGAAGACCCAAGCUGGAACCUACAUUAAAGAAUUUGUACACGGAGACUUUGGGAGAACCAAGCCGAACAUCGGCUCUCUGAUGAACGUGACCGCAGACAUCCUUGAACUGGAUGUGGAGUCUGUAGAUGUUGACUGGCCCCCUGCUCUGGAUGACUAGCUCCCACAUUUGGACACAGAGGGCUUUCCUGACACGAUGCGGACAUACAGGUGGUGUAUCCUGGAAAAUGACUUACCCACCAGCACAGUGUCUUCAAAACGGCUUGGAUCGUGUUCAUCUGUUUCUGAAGUUCACUGUAACAUCUCAGGAUCUAUAUGUACGCAUAUUUUGUGG